CAAAGGACUCUCAUUUAUGCCUACUAAUCAUGUCAAAGAUUUUGAUAUCAAGGUAGAUCUAUUUAAGUUUUUCAGAAAUAUAUGACUAAAAGAGUUUUUCAAACAAAAUAGAUCCACCUCUGAACAACUAGAAAAUGAAUGUUCCCAACCUCCUAGUUCUAUAUUACCUAAUGAAAAUAAGAAUACAGGGACUUUUUAUAAUGGACUUCUAGGGGAUCCCACCCAGUCCUUUAAGAAUAUUGUCCAUGAAACCCUUGAAAAUUUAUUUCAGAAUGGUAAAAUCUCCAAAAAAGAAUAUGAGUUUCUAAAGGUUGAACACCCUAUUACUCCUACUUUUUAUACACUACCAAAAAUACAUAAAAGUCUAGAACAUCCACCUGGCCGACCUAUUGUUGCCAGUAUUGGCUCCCUUACCUCUAAUCUGUCUACUUUUGUAGAUAACUUUAUCAGACCGUUAGCUGAGAACCUUCCUUCCUUUCCUUCACAUUCACACCUAUGGACAAUUUAGAGUCACCAAUUAACCUAGUCCCCAAUCUGCAUGUCUUUGGACUGUGGGAGGAAGCCGGAGUGCCCGGAGAGAACCCACGCUGACACGGGGAGAACAUGCAAACUCCACACAGAAGGGCUCCCACGCCCGGGAUCGAACCAGCAACCCUCUUGCUGUGAGGCGAGAGUGCUAACCACCACACCACCGUGCCGCUGAUUAUUUAUGUUUUUAUUUUUAAUUGAAUUACUUUGUGUAUGAAUUGUGCUCUACAAAUAAACUUGCCUUGCCUUGCCUUGUGGUCAGCGUUGCCGAGAGGGGGGAGGGAGGCCGCUCUGUAGGUGUUAUGAACUGAACCACAGCAUCUGUCCAGAGUUUUCCCCAGCUGGGUGGUACAGUUGACAUACUGGUAAAAACCUUUAAGUGAUUUGUCAACUGAGCAGUGGUUGAAAUCGCCCAUAAUAAAUUUGGGGCAUCUGGGGAUAUAGUUUCCAAUUUGUUUAGCGUGUUUUUGAUAUGCUCUGUGGCUGCAGAUGCAUUAGCUCUGGGGUAGAUAUAAACCAAAAUAAAAAACAAUUGUGGAAAUUCUCUUGGGAGGUAGAAUGGACGCAGGGAGACAGCCAGGAGUUCAAUGCCAGGGUUGCACAGUUCUUCCCUGACAACGACAGUUUUACACCAGCGUGGAGUGAUUUCGAGGCAGACACCACCGCCAUGAUGUUUACCUGUGAGUUCAGUGUCUCGGUCCAGCCUGACAGGAGACCCAAAGCCAUCUAUGUGCAGGCUGUCAUUGCUGUCCACCCCCUUCAACCACGUUUCGGUAAAAGCAAGCAGUGAGGCAGACUAGCAGAGCACUGAAAACUCGUAUUGCCGAACAUAGGAGUACUAUAAGAUGUAAGAACCUGAAUUAUCCAGUAGCAGCUCAUUUUGUUGAAUUUAAUCAUCCAAUUUCCUCCCUAAGAUAUAUCGGCAUUGAAGAGGUAGCCUAUCUCUCCCCCCUAGAGGGGGAAACUUGGAUGUUUUACUUUCUAGAAGAGAAUACUAUUGGAGCCACCAUCUGAAAACCCUGUCACCUCAUGGAUUAAAUAUUGAUUAUGACUUAAGAUGUUUUCUCUGAAGUAAUCCCCCUGUGUUUUAGAUUUUUAGAUAUCUAGUUUAAGUUCUUUAUGAUGUUCAUUUAGAACUGAUGUUAAACUUGAUCUACAUGUCUGUAGGUAAUUUUGAUAAAGCAAUGUGGAUAUUAAUGUUCCUUUAUCUUAUGAUAUCUUUGAUUGGCUUGAAAUUGAUGUUUUCUCUUUUCACUGUUUGAAAAAAGUUUUAAUGGUCUCUUGUUACUCCACCCAAGUGGGGAAAUAUGAUUGGCUAAUCAAUAUCAGGGCGUGGUCCAACUGACCUAUAUAGCCUUUCUUUGUCUGUGAGCAGUGCAAAUCUUGAAGAAGGCCAUGUAGCCGAAACGUUGAUUUAAAUAAACUGCAUAUGGAGCCAGAGUGUGCAACACUUUUUUUCUUCAACUGAUCUUCCUCCAGUGAUCAGCACCUCAAGAGUAUUUGGUGUGCGUUUUCUCUUAAAAUUUGCUAACUUCACGUUCCUCAGAAUAGAGCUGCCAAUAACCAGAGUUCAGCGGGUGUGUUGCUGCUACCGAGUGAUUUUCCAUGGUGCAGAGCCGCGCUUCUAAUUCACUAAGCCUCGCCUCCAAUGCAGCAAAUAAGCCACACUUGUUACAGUUACCACUGUCGCUAAAGGAGGCAGAGGCAUAACUGAACAUUUGGCACACCGAGCAAGAGAGAGCAGAGGGAGAAGCCAUCGCUAACUGUAAAGCUAAUGUAGCUACCAAGGCUAGUAACGUGCAAACAACAGCUAAGAGAUUAGCGAGAAAGUCGUAGAAAGGAGGAGAGCUAUAAGUGCUUAAACAGAACUAGUGUGGGUUAAGACUUGAAGUAGACGUUAAAGCAACUGAAGUGAGAAAGCAGAAAGCAGGCUAGUAGAAUCCACCAGAGCAGCACAGAGACGCUGUCACAGAAACACCAGAAAUGACACAACUCGCUUACCGCAAUACGUCAACAUGUCUAAGCCAACACAUCCAACGUACUGACAUCACCCAGAUGUGCCGAUCACUGACACUGACUGUCUAUAAUACCAUCUGUGAUGACAUGACGACACACAUCAACCUGCUGGUGAUGUUUUCUCUGGUGGCUCACCGGCUGCAGUGGUGCGGUGGAUGAAUGAAACAUGAAAAUGAUAAUCAGUUCAUUUCAGAUGUUAGUGCGUUACAUGACACUGUAAAUGUAACAAUAUCAUCUGUAAUCCUGUUGGUAAUCUGUUAUAUUACUUUGUUACUGCUAAAAAGUAAUCUAUUACUGUAAUGUGUUCCCCUGUCACUGAAAUGAGCAGCUCCAUUCCUCUGAAUCCAGAUUUCCUCCUGAUCAGCGUGACGUGUAUCUGUUGCUCCAACAGUGUGAAGUAAUGUUUAUAUAUCUAUUUCGGGAGGAGACAGACCUGCUGACGGAGUGCAGGAAGUUUAACUGAUACCAAGUUUAACCUCAGUGUGGUAAAUACAGGAGGGACCAGAGGCAGAGCUGACCUCAGAUCAGCAGCUCCUAACAUUCUAUAUCUAACAUGAAUGUUGUCUUUCAGAUUAAAAGCAUGAAUAAGUAAAUAAAUAAAGCCCCAUCCUGCUGUUCUGAUCAGAGGCUGAUGACUGUGUCAGAUUAAAAUAUCUUCAGACUGUGACCUGAUCAUAACAUGAUGGCUUGUUUUUAAAAAGAAGAGUUAUCCCUCCUCAGUUGCUCUUCCUCAGCUUUCUACCAUUGUUUUCCUGAUCAGCUGUGAGGGUCCUAAGGACAGAGGGAUGUCGUAUGCUGUAAAGCCCUGUGAGGCAAAUAUUGGGCUUUAUAAAUAAAUAAAAUUGAUUGAUUGAUUAUUAAUCAGUUUUUAUAAUCUUUCGGUUGUUUCUGUUGUUAAGGUUUAAAUUUAGGACAACACAGAUUUUAAUCCUUUGAUGAACGCAGAAGUUGUUUUAACCCUUUCAAUCCUGAGAGUUUAUUAAGUGGUUUUACUUUGAAAUCCUCUGACAGGAAACAGGUCACGGUGUUGGUGUGCGCGUGCCGUGUGUCUGCAGCUCUCCGUGGAGUCCGGACUCUGGAUCAUGGACCCGCUGUGUCUCCUUCAGCUCCUCCACCUUCUGCUCUAACCUCACCUCCGGAGCGGAGCUCCGACAUGCUGCAGCCGGAAAACGCGUCGUCCGGCUGGGCUCAGCACCCGGACUCUAACGGGUCUGAUCCGGCGGCGGGCGGCGGGUCCGGACCGGAGUCGGUGAUCGUGCCGGUGGUAUUCGGCUUGAUCUUCGUGGUGGGGGUGGUGGGGAACUCUCUGGUGAUGGUGGUGGUUGGGAAGGUGAAGUACAGCGGCGGUGGGGGAGGAGGAAGAGGGGGGAGGCGCCCCGGCAGCCCCACCAACAUCUUCAUCCUGAACCUGAGCGUGGCGGACCUCAGCUUCCUCCUCUUCUGCGUCCCCUUCCAGGCCACCAUCUACUCCCUGCCUCAGUGGGUGUUCGGAGCCUUCCUCUGCACGUUCGGACACUACUUCUCCACCGUCAGCAUGCUCGUGAGCAUCUUCACGCUCGUGGCCAUGUCCGUGGACCGAUACAUCGCCGUGGUGCGCUCAAAGAGCGCACCGUGCGUCAGGAGCCGCAGGAACGCGCUGGCCGGGGUGUGCGUCAUCUGGACCCUGUCUCUGGUGUGCUCGGUGCCGGUGGCCCAGCACCAGGUCCUCACCAGUCACCCCAGCGCCCCGAACAGCACCUUCUGCUGGGAGGAGUGGUCCGGAGAAUCCAGACAUACCUACAGGGUGACCAUCCUGCUGAUCGGAUACCUGCUGCCGCUGCUGCUCAUCAGCUGCUGCUACACCAAGGUUCUGUUUCACCUCCAUAAAAAGAUGAAGAACAUGUCCAAGAAGUCUGAGCGCUCCAAGAGAAAGACGGCUCAGACGGUCCUCCUGGUCGUCACCGCCUUCACCAUCUGCUGGAUGCCUCACCACAUCAUCGCCAUGUGGGUUGAGUUUGGUACCUUUCCCCUGAACGACGCCUCCUUCGCCUUUCGCAUCGUCUCCCACUGCCUGUCUUAUGGAAACUCCUGCGUCAACCCCAUCCUCUACGCUUUCCUGUCUGAGAACUUCCGUAAGGCCUGCCGCCAGGUCUUCGCCUGCCGCUUCCUGUACCCGCCGCCACCGGUGGGCAAGGUAGUUCGUUUCCGCAUGGAGAACUUCUCCACCACACACUCCACCACCAACAUAUGAGGGACUGCGGACGUCAUCAGAUACAUGACCAGGACACUGAGGUGGAAACAGGAAGCAGAGCUGAGGCUGACGGUCACAUGACCACAGGACAGCAGGUGAUUGGCUGCUGACUGUAUCUAUGGAUGACCUGAACUCGUUUAUGGGAGUUUAUUAACGACAGACUGAGACACCGAACAGGAAACUGAAGGACACAUUCAGACAGGGCAAAAUACAGACUUUAGAAAUGUAGGAAAAAACUAAACUGUGUUUUCAGUUUUUCUUUUAAAUUCAACAGUUUUAAUAAUUUAAUUAAAAUUAAUCUUUGAUAAUAAAACAGUCCGAGAUAAAUGUAAAAUUAUAUUCCAGUAUUGUAUCAGGUUUUUUUCUUUAUUUUGCCUAAAAAGCAGAAUUUUUUCUGUCUGAGCAGAAACACAGAACCUGUGAGGAGUUUAACAUGUGUUUGACUUUAUAUGUUUAAUAUGAUUUAUUAUAUUUGAUGUGUGUGUUAUGUGUUUCAGAGACAAAUGUUCCUCAGCACAACCUUUUUAUUAUCAGUGUGAAUUCUUAUUUUCUGGAGCAUCUGAAGACAGUUUCUGAUCCGUCCUGAUGAACUUUGAUAGUCUGAGUAUAUUUACAGCUUUAAUGUGAAUGUGAAAGAUCAAACCUGAUAAAUAGAUAAAUAAAUAUUAAAUAAAUGGUUGUCGGUUUAAGUAUGUUUGAUAGAAACAAAGAAAAUGUACAAAUAGAUGAAUUUUAAAUGGACAUAUUAAAUUAUUUUCUGUCAGCAUAUUCCAUAACAGGGGUUUCUCUGAAUAUUUGAUGAUUACAUUCAGUCUUUUUUUCAGGGAUGGAAACACUCACAGAUUAACAGGAACGACAACAGACCUGAGGCUGAUCUAACUUAUUUAAAGUUUAAAGAUUUACAGUUUGAAUCAGUAACUCUGUGACCUGUUUUAAUGAGCUGACUUUAGUUUGGUCAUCACUCAGUGCUGUGAUGACGUCUGAAUAUUCACCUGUUACAGGAUGAAUCUCAGCUGAUGGAUGAACCCUGACUUUGAUCUGUCUGACUGUAUUUCUCUGUGAGGUCACAGUAUAAAUGUCUUUGUGUCAAGAGCACAGCAGCAGAACAGGAACAGAGAGAAAUGACAUGUUCAGACAGUGUGAUUCAGCUGACAUUAGCUAACAUUAGCAUGCUAACACUAGCUAACGAUCAGUAAACACAGUCACAGAGCUGAAGCUGAUGUGAACUGCAGGUCACAAACCAAAGUUCUGCUCGCUGCCUGAUUCAGACUGUUCUCACUAAUGUUUCAUACGUUUUCCUAUGAAAAUCAAUUCACUCAAAUUCAUACAUUCAUUCAUUCAUUCAGCUGACGGCAGUAAACAGGAAGCAGUUCUGAGCGCCUGUAAGGAGGCAGGUUGGGGUGGUGGAUGGGACUUUCCCCUGGAGUCACGUGAUCGGAUCUGUGUGAGUCAUGUUAAGGUUCUUCCUCACCGUGUUUCUGAUCCUAAAGCUAACCUCUGGAACUUUACAGUAAUCAUGUAACUGCACGUUAAGGACGUGACGUCAUUCACAGGGCCCAUUAUGU
Messenger RNA from Epinephelus fuscoguttatus (brown-marbled grouper), 6339 nucleotides. RefSeq names its product galanin receptor 1b (gene galr1b). Gene Ontology annotation, cellular component: membrane. Bases 3698 to 4774 code for a protein of 358 amino acids. Gene Ontology annotation, biological process: neuropeptide signaling pathway. Lineage: Eukaryota; Metazoa; Chordata; Actinopteri; Perciformes; Serranidae. The record is from RefSeq and is a predicted model, not a curated record. The transcript is spliced from 3 exons. Gene Ontology annotation, molecular function: G protein-coupled peptide receptor activity.